Molecule: messenger RNA, 977 nt
Organism: Closterium sp. NIES-67
Lineage: Eukaryota; Viridiplantae; Streptophyta; Zygnematophyceae; Desmidiales; Closteriaceae
Source: the annotation of a GenBank genome assembly
ACAUUGGAGGCUUAAUGGACAUGAUUGACGGCCUGGAUGGGCUGGCAGGAAUGGACGGCCUAGAUGGCAUCGAUGGGAUGGAGGGCAUUAAUGAUAUGGAUGGCCUCGAAGGGAUAGACGUCAUGAAUGGGAUGACUGGGAUGGGGGAUUUUGAAGGGGUAGCAAUGGGAGAUGAUCGUGACAUGCAGCAUGAUGGAGGGUUUGAGGCGCAUGCAAGCACGGAGGAAGCAGCAGCAGCAGCAGCAGCAGCAGCAGCAGCAGCAGCAGCAGCAGCAGCAGCAGCAGCAGCAGCAGCAGCAGCAGCAGCAGCAGCAGCAGCAGCAGCAGCAGCAGCAGCAGCAGCAGCAGCAGCAGCAGCAGCAGCAGCAGCAGCAGCAGCAGCAGCAGCAGCAGCAGCAGCAGCAGCAGCAGCAGCAGCAGCAGCAGCAGCAGCAGCAGCAGCAGCAGCAGCAGCAGCAGCAGCAGCAGCAGCAGCAGCAGAAGGGGAUGCUACUGAGGCGUCUCAAUUUAAUGAUGUGCCUCAGAAACAAGAGGAGGAGAACUACUUCUGCGAUGAAGUUGAGGGUUACUAUAGCGAGGAUGAGGAGGAUAUCUUCGAGGGGAAUGGGUAUGACAUGGCAGGGUAUGACGUGGCAGCGUGUAGGAGCAGUGGUACCCCUGGAAGUGGGGAAGGCAACAGGCAUGGGGGGGACCACAUGGUUGGUGCCGUGCCAGCCAUUUAGUUUGCAAGCCGGUUAGUUUGCAAGCCAUUUAGUUUGCAAGCCGGUUAGUUUGCAAGCCAUUUAGUUUGCAAGUCGGUUAGUUGCUGGCCGUCUGAGUAAGCUGAGGGCUUGGUAGGAAUAGAGAAAAUUAGGAAUAUAUAGAAACAGUGAAAGGGGACGAGCUCGUGCUAGAGUCAGGAAAACUAGAUCAUGUGUAGAGUCGUGCUAGGUGAGGGAUUGUGUAGCUGUGAAUUUAAAUAAUGUUUUGCUAUCAGG